AUGAUUGUUAAGGAUAAGGGCCGUAUUCUUAAUUGGAAGUCUAAGUUUCUUUCUUUUGGAGGACGUAGACAACUCAUUAUAUCGGUUCUUCAAUCUCUUCAGUUGCAUUGGAUGUUUGUGUUCUUAUUUCCGUCUAGGUUAACCCAUGAUCUGGAAUCGAUCUUCUGGAAGUUCCUUUGGGCCCCAAGGGAUGGCCCUCGAGGGCGGUGUAGAUUAUCUUGGGAAGUGGUCUGUCGACCUCUUCAGUCAGGGGGUCUUGCAAUUCGGCGUGUGACAACCUGGAAUAGGGCUCUACUGGCUAAACAUGUUUGGGAUAUUGUCCGCCAUCGUGAUUCUCUGUGGGUUCGUUGGGUUUAUCGUCAUAACCUUCGUUCUUCUCACUUCUGGUUGGUUCGGAAAAAUUCCAAUUGCUCGUGGGUCUUCCGUAAAUUACUGGACUUAAGACUAAAUUUGCGAUGGUAUUUAGUGUCUCAAAUAGGUGACGGCAAAGAUAUAAAUGCUUGGGAGGAUACUUGGCUUCCAUGUGGUCAUCUUACGGCCUUUAUGUCUUACCACUUUAUCCAUUCUUGUGGGUUCUCGAUUGGAACUACGGUACGUGAACUUAUCAUGAGUUUGGGUGGAGUAUGGUCGGAUGAGUGGUGUUCCAGGUUUGAUGUGCUUACUUCUGCUCCUUUGCCUUCUUUAAUUGAUGCUCAUCGGGAUCAAGUUCUCUGGGGAGGUGAUAGUACUUCAAUUUCGGGUUUCAAGGUUGGUACAGGGAGUUGUCCAAGUUUUUGGGUUUCCUGCCCUGUUAGGUGUGCAAAAAAUCUUAUACUUGCUAGCGUCAAGUAUGUGACAUUGCAUGAUGAAGGUGCAGUGGAACUGUGGGAGCUCAACAAUGUUGUACUGUUCUCCAGGUUGCCUACGAAAUUGACUAAAGAACAACUUUCUAACUUCCAGUUACUUGAUGCAUGCCACAAAAUUCUUCAUCAAGUGGAAAUUCCAUUUCUAGAGAUUCCUGCAUCAUGCAUGCAUUACGAAACAAAGGCUACUUUCUCCAGGAAAAUGAAGGCACUAUCAAAAACAUCAACUGCUAUAUACAACAAAUAG
Messenger RNA from Cynara cardunculus var. scolymus (artichoke), 1089 nucleotides. RefSeq lists its product as uncharacterized. The coding region runs from base 1 to 1089 and encodes 362 amino acids. Lineage: Eukaryota; Viridiplantae; Streptophyta; Magnoliopsida; Asterales; Asteraceae. The record is from RefSeq and is a predicted model, not a curated record. The transcript is spliced from 4 exons.